Podarcis muralis (Common wall lizard) is the source of this 22692-nucleotide messenger RNA. It is a transcript of the gene NEB, whose product is annotated as nebulin. The record is from RefSeq and is a predicted model, not a curated record. NCBI's taxonomy places the organism in Eukaryota, Metazoa, Chordata, Lepidosauria, Squamata, Lacertidae. Gene Ontology annotation, molecular function: actin filament binding. Gene Ontology annotation, cellular component: Z disc. Gene Ontology annotation, biological process: cardiac muscle thin filament assembly.
GCUGAUGCAUCAGAUGAAUGCUGCUUUUGCCCAGCGUUUCUCAGGAGGGAGGACAGUUGGAGAGGCUUUGCUGCUAAGGAAAUUUAUUUAAAUAUUGCUGGUCUGAGAGGAAAAAUACAUAAAGAAAAGAGGCAGAGAAGCAAACAAUCCUUAAAGGCCAAUGGUGGGAAGACAGAAGUUAACUUCUUUAACUUAAGCGAGUAGGGGGAAAAACACUCUGCAAAGAUGGAAGAAGAAGAAUAUGAGGAGGUUGUGGAGUACUACAUUGAAGAGGAGGUCAUUGAGGGUGAACCGGGAGAGAUAAUUACGGAGAUCACGGAGACAACAUACACCACUGGAUCUGCUCCUCGCACGGUAACCACUACAGAGCAUACUACUGAAACCAUGGACACCACUCAAAAGGCCUCUCCUCCUGUCAGAAAAAAGGUUGUACGGAAAAAAGUGGACACGUCAAAGUUUAUGACACCUUACCUGGAUCACAGUUCGAAAAUGCAAAAGCUCUUCAGUGACAACAAGUACAAAGAGAAGUUUGAGAAGGAGAGAGGGAAGCCAUAUGCAAGCACAAGUGACACCCCUGAACUUCGAAGAAUCAAGAAAGCCCAGGACCAGCUCAGUGAGGUUAAAUAUCGCAUGGCUGGUGAGGCGGCGAAGACUAACUGUCACGUGGAUGGACAAGCAAGAGACAUAGAACACGCAAAGAAGGUCUCCCAGCAAGUUAGCAAGGUGUUAUACAAACAGAACUGGGAAGAGAAUAAGGAAAAGUACCUGCUCCCUCCUGAUGCUCCUGAGUUUGUGCAGGCUGUAAAAGCUUCCGAAAUUUUCAGCAAGAAACGAUACAUCGAAGACUGGGAAGCGGACAAAGCAUUAUUCUACCCUUAUGACGACAGCCCCGAACUAAGGAGAGUAGCACAGGCGCAAAAGUCCCUCAGUGAUAUUGUCUACAAAAAGGGGCACAAUGAACGCAAAGCUAAAUACACUUCUCUGCCAGACCCACCUGAUGUGGAGCUUGCCAGGAAAGUGACCCGACAGCUCAGUGAUCGCAACUAUCAUGAAGACUAUGACAAGAAGAUCAGGGGCAAAUGGAGCCAAACUCCAUGCUAUGAUGUUGCAGUUGCCAAAAUGAAUGCUGAUAACUUGAGCCCGAGAAAAUACCAAGAAGACUGGGAGAAUCAGAAAGACCAAAUCUACUUUAUGCAGACUGAAACACCAGAGUAUGCAGUUAAUAAGAAAGCUGGAAUUACUGCCAGUAAGAUAAAAUACAAAGAAGAUUACGAAAAAUCCAAGGCUUCUACAGACUAUAAUGUGCUUCCAGCUACAGAGAACCCACUGCUUAAACAUCUGAAAGCUGCUGGAAAUCUUGUGAAUGAUAGGUUAUAUAAGGAAGCAUAUGAAAAAGCGAAAGGAACCAGCAUUAAUUACUGUGACACUCCCAAAUAUCAGAUUGACAACGUUCUGAAAAACUUCAGCGAUAUUAAAUAUAAAGAGGGAUAUCAGCAGAAUAUCUUGGGCCGCUACAUAGGCACCUUUGAUGACCCAUAUCAAACACACUGCAUGAAAGUUGCAGCCAUGAAGAGCGAUAAAAACUACAAAGCCGACUAUGAAGAGGACAAGGGAAAGUGUUACUUCCCUCAGACCAUAACUCAAGAAUAUGAAGCCAUGAAGAAGUUAGACCAGUGCAAAGAUCAUACCUACAAAAAGCAUCCUGAUAAGCUCAAAUUUACACAAGUGACAGAUUCUCCUGUUCAGACACAAGCGCAGAUCAAUUCCAAGCAGCUGAGUGAUCUGAACUACAAAGCCAAACACGAGAGUGAGAAAUUCAAAUGUUCCAUGCCUCCAGAUGCCCCCUUGUUCCUCCAGUCCAGAGUCAAUGCGUAUAACAUCAGUGAUACUUGCUAUAAGUACGACUGGGAGACAUUGAAAGAUAAGAAAUUCGAGAUCAAGUUUGAUGCCAUUCCGAUUCUUGCUGCCAAAGCCAAUCGAAAAAUUGCCAGCGAUGUGGAAUAUAAGAAAGCUUAUGAACAGAGCAGAGGGAAGAUGGUUGGAGCUCUGAGCAUUGAGGAUGAUCCUAAAAUGCUACAUUCUCAGAAAGUGGCCAAACUGCAAAGCGAUAGACUAUAUAAGGAAGCAUAUGAAAAAGCUAAGGGAACAAGUAUCAACUACUGCGAUACCCCGAAGUAUCAACUUGACAAUGUGCUGAAAGGCUUCAGCGAUGUUAAAUAUAAAGAGGGAUAUCAGCAGAAUAUCUUGGGCCGCUACAUAGGCACCUUUGAGGAUCCGUACCAAUCACACUGCAUGAAGGUUGCGGCCAUGAAGAGCGAUAAAAACUACAAAGCUGACUAUGAAGAGGACAAGGGAAAGGGCUACUUCCCUCAGACCAUAACUCAAGAAUAUGAAGCCAUGAAGAAGUUAGACCAGUGCAAAGACUAUGCCUACAAAAAACAUCCCGAUAAGCUCAAAUUUACACAAGUGCCAGAUUCACUCGUGAUGGUACAAGCACAGAUUAAUUCCAAGCAGCUGAGCGAUCUGAACUACAAAGCCAAACAUGAGAGUGAGAAAUUCAAAUGUUCCAUGCCUCCGGACGCUCCCUUGUUCCUCCAGUCCAGAGUCAAUGCAUAUAACAUCAGUGAUACUUGCUAUAAGUAUGACUGGGAUACAACGAAAGAUAAGAAAUUUGAGAUCAAGUUUGAUGCCAUUCCUAUUCUUGCUGCCAAAGCCAAUCGAAAAAUUGCAAGUGAUGUGGAAUAUAAGAAAGCUUAUGAACAGAGCAGAGGGAAGAUGGUUGGAGCUCUAAGCAUCGAGGACGAUCCUAAGAUGCUACAUUCUCAGAAAGUGGCCAAACAGCAGAGUGAUCGUGAAUACAGAAAAGGUUACGAAGAGUCAAAGACCACGUACACAGCGCCGUUGGACAUGAUCGCAGUAGUACAAGCAAAGAAAGCACAGGCAAUUGUCAGCAACACAGACUACAAGCGUCUCAUCCAUAAUUACUGCUAUCCCCCCGACAGUAUUCCUGUGGAACUUGCCAAGAAAGCCAAUGCUAUACAGAGUGAUAAUGAAUACAGAGCUGACUACAACAGUGAUAUGAAAGGCUGUGGCUGGAUACCAUUGGGGUCCCUAGAUGCUGAAAAAGCCAAGAGAGCUUCUGAUAUUAUCAGUGAGAGAAAAUAUCGUCAGCAUCCAGACACUAUUAAGUUUACACAAAUUGAAGAUGACCCUGUUGUAGUACAGGCUAAAAUCAACCAAGCUCAAAGGAGUGAUGUAAUUUAUAAAGCCAAAAAUGAAGAUGUAAUUCAUAAAUAUCACCUUCCGGCAGAUGCUCCCCAGUUUCUCCAGGCAAGGGUUAAUUCCUACAAUCUCAGCGACAACUGCUACAAACUGGGGUUGGAAGAUCUGAAAUCGAAGGGAUACGACUUAAGAAUUGAUGCUAUUCCCAUUAGAGCUGCCAAGGCUGCUAGACAUGCGGCCAGUGAUUACCAGUACAAAAAGGACUAUGAACUUGGCAAGGGUAAACUGGUUGGCUUCCAGAGUCUCCAAGAUGACCCCAAGCUGGUCCAUUAUGUGAACGUUGCCAAGAUGCAGUCGGACCGGGAGUACAGGAAAGCUUACGAGGAGAGCAAAACCAAAUACAACACUCCGCUGGAUAUGGUCAACGUUGUCGCUGCCAAGAAAGCCCAGGACAUUGCUAGCAACACACAUUACAAACACUUGGUGCACCAUUACACAUUGUUGCCUGACGAUAUGACCGUGGAACGGUCCAAAAACAUGAUGCAGAUUCAGAGUGAUAAUCUUUACAAGGCAGACUAUAACAGCUGGAUGAAAGGUAUCGGGUGGAUCCCAAUUGGUUCAAUGGAUGUAGAGAAAGUUAGAAAAGCAGGAGAUGCUUUGAAUGAGAAGAAGUACCGCCAGCACCCGGACACGCUCAAGUUCACCAGCAUAGUAGACUCGCCUGUCAUGGUCCAGGCUAAGCAGAACGCACUGCAGCUCAGUGAUAGACUAUACAAAACUUCUGGAGAAGAAAUCAAGCACAAAUACCACUUGCCUUCAGAUGCCCCUCAGUUCAUCCAGGCUAAAUACAACGCAGCCAACAUCAGUGAUAGCUAUUAUAAACAUGGCUAUCAUGAACUGAUAGCCAAAGGACACAACGUAUUGGGUGAUUCUAUUCCAAUUACUCUGGCCAAAGCAUCAAGAAACAUUGCUAGUGAUUACAAAUACAAAGAAGCCUAUGAAAAAGCAAGAGGAAAACAUGUUGGUUUCAGAAGCCUGCAAGAUGACCCUAAGCUUGUCCAUUCUAUGCACGUGGCAAAAAUGCAGUCUGAACGGGAGUAUAAGAAAGACUAUGAGAAGAGCAAGACUUGCUAUCACACACCUGUGGAGAUGGUCAGCAUCCAAGCUGCCAAGCAGGCUCAGGAUGUAGCCUCUAAUACUCACUACAAACACCUCCUCCAUCGUUAUACCUACCUGCCAGAUGCCAUGAAUGUUGAACUGACAAGGAACAUGAUGCAAAUUCAGAGUGAUAACAUUUACAAGCAAGACUAUAACAGCUGGUUCAAAGGAAUUGGGUGGAGUCCUCUCGGUUCUCUGGAGGUAGAAAAAGUUAGAAAGGCUGGAGACGCAUUAAAUGAAAGGAAGUACCGUCAGCCCCCAGACAAAUUCAAAUUCACAAGCUUAAUGGAUGCAAUGCCGAUGGUUUUGGCACAACACAACACCAAACAGCGAAGUGAUAUAACGUACAAGCUGGAGGGUGAGAAAGUUAAGCACAACUACCACUUGGAUCCAUAUGUUCCUGAGUUUAUUCAAGCAAAAGUCAAUGCCUACAAUAUAAGUGAUCACUCUUACAAAGCGGACUAUAAGAAGUUAAUUGCCAAAGGGUAUGAUCUGAAGCCUGAUGCCAUUCCUAUCAUUGCUGCAAAAGCUUCACGAAACAUUGCCAGUGACUACAAGUACAAGGAAUCAUAUGAGAAAGAUAAAGGAAAGCAAGUUGGGUUCCGCAGCCUGCAAGACGAUCCUAAAUUGGUCCAUUAUAUGAAUGUGGCCAAACUUCAGUCAGAACGUGAAUACAAGAAGGACUACGAAAGCAGCAAGACCAAGUAUAACUUGCCCAUGGACAUGUUCAGUGUGAUAGCUGCUAAAAAGGCCCAGGAAGUGAUCACCGACACAAACUAUAGAACAUCUCUGCAUAAUUAUACCCUUUUGCCUGAUAACAUCAGUGUGGAACGGUCAAGAAAUAUGAUGCAGAUUCAGAGUGAUAAUCUUUACAAAGCAGAUUUCAACAGCUGGCUGAGAGGAGUAGGCUGGGUGCCGAUCCAGUCUCUGGAAGUGGAGAAGGCAAAGAAGGCCUCCGAAAUCAUUAGUGAAAAGAAAUACCGUCAGCACCCAGACAAGCUAAAAUACACGAUUGACAUGACUGCUAUGGAGCAAGUGCUGGCAAAACAAAAUGCUGUUACGAUGAACAAGAGACUGUACAAUGAAAAAUGGAACAAAGAGAAGGCAGACAUUCACGUGAUGCCCGACACACCAGAGAUAAUCUUGUCCAAGUUCAAUCAAGUCACCAUGAGCGAUAAACUAUACAGGGCUGGCUGGGAAGAAGACAAAAAGAAAGGCUAUGAUUUGAGGUCAGAUGCUAUCUCAAUAAAAGCAGCCAAAGCUUCAAGGGAUAUUGCAAGUGAUUACAAAUACAAACUAGCCUUCGAGCAAGCCAAGGGAAAGCACAUUGGAUUCCGUAGUCUGGAAGACGACCCUAAACUGGUGCACUUCAUGCAAGUUGCUAAGAUGCAGUCAGAGCGUGAAUACAAGAAGGACUAUGAGAAGUCAAAGACCCGGUUCCACACCCCAGUUGACAUGUUCAGUGUGGUGGCAGCCAAGAAAGCACAGGAAGUGGCAACGGAUACAAACUACAGGAAUAUUAUCCACACAUAUAAUGUUUUGCCUGAUUCUAUGAACCUGGAACUGGCCAAAAACAUGAUGCAGAUUCAGAGUAAUAACCAGUACAAAGCAGACUAUGAUGAAUUCAUGAAGGGGGUUGGGUGGGUUCCAUUGGGAUCUUUAGAAGCCGAGAAGAACAAGAAAGCCAUGGAGAUUGUCAGUGAGAAGAAAUACAGGCAGCAUCCAGACAAACUCAAGUAUUCUAUCAAGAUGGAUUCUAUGCCCAUGGUCCUGGCUACACAAAACGCAAAGACCAUGGACGGGCACCUUUACAAAAAGGACUGGGAAGCAGACAAGAUCAAGAUUAACAUCACUCCAGAUAUCCCUGAGCUUGUUUUGGCAAAAGUCAAUGCAUUCAACAUCAGCAAUAAAAUGUACAGACUUUCCAUGGAAGAAGAUAAGAAGAAGGGAUAUGAUCUGAGGGCUGAUGCAAUCCCCAUUAAAGCUGCUAAGGCUUCCCGAGACAUUGCCAGUGAUUACAAAUACAAACUAGGAUAUGAAAUGGAUAAGGGCAAACUUGUUGGCUUCCGCAGCCUCCAAGAUGACCCCAAGCUUGUUCAUUACAUGCAAGUAGCUAAGAUGCAGUCGGAUCGUGAGUACAAGAAAGCCUACGAAACCAGCAAGACCAAGUACAACACCCCGGCCGAUACUUUCAGCGUCAUGGCUGCCAAGGAAGCUCAAGCAAAUAUCACCAACAUCAACUACAAAAGGCUCCUCCACAAAUAUAUCCUCCUGCCAGAUGCCGUUAAUGUAGAACUGGCAAGAAACAUGAACCGGAUUCAAAGCAAUCAUGAAUACAAACAAGAUUACAACGAAUGGUACAAAGGACUUGGUUGGAGUCCUGCUGGGUCACUGGAUAUUGAAAAGAGUAAGAAAGCCACUGAAAUUGCAAGCGAUUCGAAGUACCGCCAGCAUCCAAGCCUUUUCCCAUUUAAGAAGCUGAUGGACUCAAUGGACAUGGAACUUGCGAAACACAAUGCUGGUGUUAUGAAUAAGCAUUCAUAUAUAGAUGCGUGGGAGAAGGAUAAGACGAAGAUUCACGUGAUGCCAGAUACACCCGACAUUAUGCAGGCCAAAGCAAACAAGUACAAUUACAGCCAGAAACUGUACAAACUUGGAUGGGAAGAAUUGUUGAAGAAAGGUUAUGACCUCACCGCUGAAGCAAUCUCAGUGAAAUCUGCAAAAGCAUCAAGGGACAUUGCUAGUGAUUACAAGUACAAAGAAGGUUACCGCAAGCAGCAGGGGCACCACAUUGGAGCACGCAGCAUACAGGACGACCCCAAACUUGUGCAUUCUAUGAAUGUAGCCAAGAUACAGAGUGAGAGGGAAUACAAGAAAGACUUUGAGAAAUGGAAGACCAAGUAUAUCAGCCCUGUGGAUAUGCUGGAGGUCUUGCACGCUAAGAAUUGUCAGAAACUGGUCAGCGAUAUCGAUUACCGUCAUUUUCUGCACCAAUGGACCUGUCUCCCGGACCAAAAUGAUGUCAUCCAUGCUAAGAAAGUAUAUGAAUUACAAAGCGAUAAUGCAUACAAAACAGAUCUUGAGUGGCUGAAAGGCAUUGGAUGGAACUCAUACGGAUCUCUAGAAUCGGAAAAGAACAAGAAGGCUUCUGAGAUUCUGAGUGAAAAGAGAUAUCGCCAGCCUCCAGACACCGUUAAAUUCACAAGUAUCCCUGAUUCAAUGGAGGUGGUUUUGGCAAAGGAAAAUGCCAAGCAUAGGAGCGAUAAACUUUACAGAGAAGCAUGGGAUAAGGACAAGACUCAGAUCCACAUCAUGCCUGACACUCCCGAAAUUAUCCUAUCCAGAGCCAACUUAAUUAACACGAGCGAUAAACUCUACAAGUUAGGAUUUGAAGAAUUGAUAAGGAAAGGCUAUGACCUUCCACUCGAUGCCAUACCAAUCAAGGCGGCAAAAGCAUCUCGAGAUAUUGCCAGUGAAUACAAGUACAAAGUUGGAUAUCGCAAGCAGCUUGGCCACCAUGUUGGAGCACGCAGCAUACAGGAUGACCCGAAACUUGUGCAUUCUAUGAAUGUAGCCAAGAUGCAGAGCGAAAGAGAAUAUAAGAAAGACUUUGAAAAAUCGAAGACCAGGUAUACCAGCCCUGUGGAUAUGCUUGGAGUCUUACUGGCAAAGAAUUGUCAGAAGCUGGUCAGCGAUGUCGAUUACCGUCAUUAUCUGCACCAAUGGACAUGCCUGCCAGAUCAGAAUGAUGUUGUGCAUGCCAGGAAAACAUAUGAACUUCAGAGUGAUAAUAUGUAUAAAGCAGAUCUUGAAUGGCUAAAGGGCAUUGGCUGGACUCCAAGUGGUUCCUUGGAAGCUGAGAAGAAUAAGAGAGCCUCCCAGAUCUUGAGUGACUACAUCUACAGACAGCAUCCUGACAAAUUCAAAUUCACAAGUCCCAUUGACUCUAUGCCUAUGGCUUUGGCAAAGCAUAAUUCUGAAGUUAUGGAUCAUCGCAAGUAUAUAGAUGCAUGGAACAAGGAUAAAACCACCAUUCAUAUCAUGCCAGAUACUCCUGAAAUUAUACUGUCGCAGCAGAACAAGAUCAACUAUAGCGAUAAAUUAUACAAACUUUCGUUGGAAGAGGCCAGGAGAAAGGGUUAUGAUCUUCGUGUAGAUGCAAUUCCAAUCAAGGCCGCUAAAGCUUCAAGAGAUAUCGCGAGCGAGUACAAAUACAAAGAAGGCUACCGCAAGCAAGUUGGCCACCACAUUGGAGCACGCAGUGUGCAAGACGACCCAAAACUUGUGCAUUCUAUGAAUGUAGCCAAAAUGCAGAGUGAGAGGGAGUAUAAGAAAGACUUUGAGAAAUGGAAGACCAAAUAUACCACCCCUGUGGAUAUGCUGGAGGUCUUGCACGCUAAGAAUUGCCAGAAACUGGUCAGUGAUGUCGAUUACCGCCAUUAUUUGCACCAGUGGACGUGCCUGCCAGAUCAGAAUGAUGUUGUGCAUGCCAGGAAAACAUACGAACUUCAGAGCGAUAAUAUGUAUAAAGCAGAUCUUGAAUGGCUAAAGGGCAUUGGCUGGACUCCAAGUGGUUCCUUGGAAGCUGAGAAGAAUAAGAGAGCCUCCCAGAUCUUGAGUGACUACAUCUACAGACAGCAUCCUGACAAAUUCAAAUUCACAAGUCCCAUUGACUCUAUGCCUAUGGCUUUGGCAAAGCAUAAUUCUGAAGUUAUGGACCAUCGCAAGUAUAUUGAUGCAUGGAACAAGGAUAAAACCACCAUUCACAUUAUGCCAGAUACUCCUGAAAUUAUACUGUCGCAGCAGAACAAGAUCAACUAUAGUGAUAAAUUAUACAAACUUUCAUUGGAAGAGGCCAGGAGAAAGGGUUAUGAUCUUCGUGUAGAUGCAAUUCCAAUCAAGGCUGCUAAAGCUUCAAGAGACAUUGCAAGCGAAUACAAAUACAAAGAAGGCUAUCGCAAGCAGCUUGGCCACCACAUUGGAGCACGCAGUGUGCAAGAUGACCCAAAACUUGUGCAUUCUAUGAAUGUAGCCAAAAUGCAGAGUGAGAGGGAGUAUAAGAAGGACUUUGAGAAAUGGAAGACUAAGUAUAUUAGCCCUGUGGACAUGCUGGAAGUGUUGCACGCUAAGAAUUGCCAGAAGUUGGUCAGUGAUAUCGAUUACCGUCAUUAUCUGCACCAGUGGACCUGCCUUCCAGAUCAGAAUGACGUCAUCCAAGCUAGAAAGGCCUAUGAACUCCAGAGUGAUAAUGCCUACAAAGCAGACCUUGAGUGGAUGAAAGGCAUUGGCUGGGUCCCUAUUGGUUCACUGGAUGUGGAAAAAGCCAAGAAGGCUGGAGAGAUCCUAAGUGAAAAGCAGUAUCGUCAGCCACCAGACAAAUUGAAAUUCACCAGUGUGACAGAUUCUCUUGAAAUGGAGUUGGCCAAGCAUAAUGCAGAAACAAUGAAUAAGCGUUUGUAUACGGAAGCUUGGGAUAAAGACAAGGUUACGAUCCACGUGAUGCCUGAUACACCUGAAAUCAUGCUGUCAAAAUUCAACAAGCUAAACUAUAGUCAGAAAUUAUACAGACUUGCUAUGGAGGAGGCAAAGAAGGAUGGCUAUGACUUACGUUUGGAUGCUAUCCCAAUUCAAGCUGCCAAGGCUUCCAGAAAUAUUGCCAGUGAUUACAAAUACAAAGAAGGUUAUCGCAAGCAGCUUGGCCACCACAUUGGAGCACGCAGUGUGCAAGAUGACCCGAAACUUGUGCAUUCUAUGAAUGUAGCCAAAAUGCAGAGUGAGAGGGAGUAUAAGAAGGACUUUGAGAAAUGGAAGACUAAGUAUAUUAGCCCUGUGGACAUGUUGGAAGUGUUGCACGCUAAGAAUUGCCAGAAGUUGGUCAGUGAUAUUGAUUACCGUCAUUAUCUGCACCAGUGGACCUGCCUUCCAGAUCAGAAUGACGUCAUCCAAGCUAGAAAGGCCUAUGAUCUCCAGAGUGAUGUGCUUUACAAAUCAGAUAUGGAAUGGCUGAAAGGUGUCGGUUGGAUUCCAUCUGGCUCUUUGGAAGUUGAGAAAGUAAAGAGAGCAGGAGAAAUCCUAAGUGACAGGAAGUACCGACAGCCACCUGAUAAGUUCAAGUUUACCAGCGUCACAGAUUCUUUGGAGAUGGAGUUGGCAAAACAUAACGCUGAGACGAUGAACAAGAGAUUAUACACUGAAGCCUGGAAUGUUGAUAAAACAAACAUUCAUGUCAUGCCAGAUACCCCAGAGAUUAUGCUGGCAAAGGCAAACUCAGCCAACAUUAGCCACAGACUUUAUAUCGAGGGAUGGGAAGAGGCGAAGCAGAAAGGAUAUGACUUGAGAGCUGAUGCAAUUCCAAUCAGAUCUGCAAAGGCAUCAAGGGACAUAGCUAGUGAUUUUAAAUACAAAGAAGCAUAUGAGAAGCAGAGAGGGCACUAUAUUGGGUUCCGAAACCUUCAAGAUGAUCCCAAGAUGGUGUUGGCUAUGCAUGUAGCUAAAAUGCAGAGCGAUCGGGAGUACAAGAAAGUAUUUAAUCAACUGAAGACGAAGAUCCAUAGUCCGGUUGACAUGCUAUCAGUCCUGUUGGCUAAGAAUUGUCAGAAGCUUGUUAGUGACAUUGAUUACCGCCACUACCUGCAUGAAUGGACCUGCCUGCCUGACCAGAAUGACGUCAUUCAGGCUAAGAAAGUGUAUGACAUACAGAGUGAUAACGUCUACAAGCAAGACCUAGAAUGGCUGCGUGGUAUUGGUUGGAUUCCAGAAGGUUCUUUGGAAGUCUUAAAAGUGAAGAAGGCUCAGGAGAUCCUGAAUGACAGACUGUACCGUCAACGACCAGACUCUGUGAAAUUCACCGCUAUUGUUGAUUCUCCAGAAAUUGUCUUGGCAAAGGCCAAUGCUCUGCUUCAGAGCAAUGCAUUAUAUCGUGAACUCUGGGAUAAAGAAAAGACACAGUUUACUCUUCCAGCUGAUACUCCUGAGAUGGUUCUGUCCAAAAUGAAUGCUCUGAACGUCAGCAAAAAACAUUAUGAAGCAGGGUGGGAAGAAGCCAAGAAAAAAGGUUAUGACUUAAGAGUGGAUGCCAUUGCAAUUCAGCAUGCCAAGGCUUCAAGAAACAUUGCCAGUGAGUACAAGUACAAAGAAGCUCAUGAGAAACAGAAAGGCCACUAUGUUGGAUGCCCUUCAGUGAAGGAGGACCCUAAACUUUCAUUUGCUGCCAAAGUAUUGAAGAUGCAGAAUGACCGGUUGUAUAAGCAAGCUUACAACAAAUCCAAAGCCAAUAUUACUAUACCGGUGGACAUGAUGUCUGUCCAAGCAGCCAAGCUAUGCCAGUCUUUAGUAAGUGAGGUGGACUAUCGUCAACAUCUGCACCAGUGGUCUUGUCUGCCCGACCAGAAUGAUGUGAUCCAGGCAAGGAAGGCCUACGAACUACAGAGCGAUGCUGUGUAUAAAUCAGAUCUUGAAUGGCUCCGGGGGAUUGGGUGGAUCCCAAAUGAAUCUCCAGAAGUGAAGAAGGUGAAAUAUGCCCAGGAAAUUCUGAGUGACAACGUUUAUCGCACUCCUCGGGAUCGUUUGAAAUUUACCCACAUCGUUGAUACGCCUGAAGUUGUCCUUGCCAAAACCAACGCUGAGCAACUGAGUCUUGCUAAAUACAGAGAAGCGUGGGAUAAAGAUAAAACUACGAUCCAUGUGAUGCCAGACACACCAGAAAUCAUGCUGUCCAGGGCUAAUGCUAUCAAUGUGAGCAAUAAACUUUAUAGGGAAUCAUGGGAUGACAUGAAGAAAAAUAUUGACCUGAGAGCAGAUGCAGUCCCAAUCAAAACAGCCAGAGCCUCAAGAGAAAUUGCCAGUGAUUACAAAUACAAGGAAGGCUACCGUAAGCAACUUGGACAUCAUGUAGGAUGCCGAGACAUUAACGACGAUCCCAAGAUGGUACUGGCUAUGCAUGUCGCUAAAAUGCAAAGUGAGCGGGAGUACAAGAAAGUAUAUAAUCAAUUGAAGACGAAGAUCCACAGCCCUGUUGACAUGCUGUCCGUCUUGCUGGCCAAGAACUGUCAGAAGCUUGUUAGUGACAUUGAUUACCGCCACCUCUUGCAUGAAUGGACCUGCCUGCCUGACCAGAAUGAUGUCAUCCAAGCCAGGAAAGCGUAUGAAUUACAGAGUGAUAACGUCUACAAGCAAGACCUAGAAUGGCUGCGUGGUGUUGGCUGGAUGCCAGAGGGCUCUGUGGAAGUGCUCAAAGUGAAGCACGCCCAAGAUAUCCUGAAUGACAGAUUGUAUAAGCAACGUCCAGAUGCACUGAAAUUUACAAGUAUUGCUGACCCACCACCCGUUGUCCUGGCUAAGAUCAAUGCCCAACAAGUCAGUGAGAAUCUGUAUCGUGAAGCCUGGGAUAAAGAGAAGACUCAGUUCCAUCUUCCUUCAGACACCCCUGGGAUGCUGCAGUCUAAGAUUAAUGCUCUGAAUAUCAGCAAUAAACAUUACACUGGAGCCUGGGAUGAGGCCAAAGCAAAAGGGUACGACAUAAGAGGUGAUGCUAUUUCAGUCAAGCAUGCCAAAGCCUCCAGAGAAAUUGCCAGUGAGUACAAGUACAAAGAAGCACAUGAGAAACAGAAAGGCCACUACAUUGGAUGCCCUUCAGUGAAGGAGGACCCUAAACUUUCAUUUGCUGCCAAAGUAUUGAAGAUGCAGAAUGACCGGUUGUAUAAGCAAGCUUACAACAAAUCCAAAGCCAAUAUUACUAUACCGGUUGACAUGAUGUCUGUCCAAGCAGCCAAGCUAUGCCAGUCUUUAGUAAGUGAGGUGGACUAUCGUCAACAUCUGCACCAGUGGUCUUGUCUGCCCGACCAGAAUGAUGUGAUCCAGGCAAGGAAGGCCUACGAACUACAGAGCGAUGCUGUGUAUAAAUCAGAUCUGGAAUGGCUCCGGGGGGUUGGAUGGAUCCCACAUGAGUCUCCAAUAGUGAAGAGGGUGAAAUUUGCCCAGGAAAUUCUGAGUGACAACGUUUAUCGCACUCCUCGGGAUCGUUUGAAAUUUACCAACAUCGUUGACACUCCUGAAGUUGUCCUUGCCAAAACCAACGCUGAGCAACUGAGCCUUGCAAAAUACAGAGAAGCUUGGGAUAAAGAUAAAGUUAUGAUCCAUGUGAUGCCAGACACACCAGAAAUUGUGCUUUCCAGGGCUAAUGCUAUCAAUGUGAGCCAUAAACUUUAUAGGGAAUCUUGGGAUGACAUGAAGAAAUAUAUUGACCUGAGAGCAGAUGCAGUCCCAAUCAAAACAGCCAAAGCCUCAAGAGAAAUUGCCAGUGAUUACAAAUACAAGGAAGGCUACCGUAAGCAACUUGGACACCAUGUGGGAUGCCGAGACGUUAACGACGAUCCCAAGAUGGUACUGGCUAUGCACGUCGCUAAAAUGCAAAGUGAGCGGGAGUACAAGAAAGUAUAUAAUCAAUUGAAGACGAAGAUCCACAGCCCUGUUGACAUGCUGUCCGUCUUGCUGGCCAAGAACUGUCAGAAGCUUGUUAGUGACAUUGAUUACCGCCGCCACCUGCAUGAAUGGACGUGUCUCCCUGACCAGAAUGAUGUCAUCCAGGCCAGGAAAGCGUAUGAAUUACAGAGUGACGCUGUUUAUAAAUCCGACUUGGAAUGGCUGCGUGGAAUUGGCUGGAUGCCAAAUGACUCUGUCUCUGUCAAUCACGUCAAACACGCUCAGGACAUUUUAAGUGAGAGACUGUAUCGCACAAAAGUUGACAAACAACCGUUUACACCUGUGGCUGACAGGGUUGAUUAUAUCACAGCCAAACAAGGCGGGGAAAUACUAAGUGAUAUUAAGUACCACCAGGAAUGGAAUAACAUCAAGACAAACUAUACGCUGACAGACACGCCACAAUUAGAUGCAGCUAAAGAAGCAGCCAGGAUUCUUAAUCAUCAUCUGUACAAGGAGAAUUGGGAAAGAGAGAAAGCUACUGGUUAUCUUUUGCCUCACGACAGUGUGCCUAUCCGCCAUGCCAAGCAUUCAAGUGAUGUCCAAAGCGAGCUGAAAUACAAGGCAGACUAUGUCCACCAAAGAGGUCACUACGUCGGUGUCAAUAAUAUGAGAGAGGAUCCGAAACUGGUGUGGUUUGAACAUGCCGGCAAGAUCCAGAACGACAGAUUGUAUAAACAGGCGUAUAACAAAACCAAGUCCAAAAUUCAUAUACCUCCAGAUAUACUGUCCGUCAUUGCAGCCAGAGACUGCCAGCAUGUUGUCAGUGAAAUUCCGUAUCGCCAUUACCUUCAUGAAUGGACUUGCCACCCUGAUCAGAAUGACUGCAUCCAGGCAAGGAAAGCAUAUGACCUUCAAAGCGAUAAUAUUUAUAAAUCUGAUCUGGAAUGGAUCCGCGGCUGUGGCUGGAUUCCCUUAGAUUCAGUGGAGCAUCGGAAAGUGAAGAAUGCUCAGAACUUGAUUGAUAAGAGACUCUACACAAAAGAGGCUAUUAAUAAUUUUGCCAAUUUCACACCUGUGGAAGACCCUCCAGCUAUUGUUCUGGCAAAGGCAAACGCAAUUAAUCAGAGUGAUCUGAAAUACAAAGAAACCUUUAACCUUGAAAGAGGUCACUACAUUGGUUCUGAUGACACUCCAGCCCUGAGUCAUUCUAGAGAUAUGGCUAAACUGUACAGUGAUAACCUGUACAAGGAUUCAUGGGAAUCCACCAAGGCCAUUGGGUACACUCUGCCUCCAGACUACAUCCCUAUUGUCGGUGCCAAACAUGCUGAUUACAUUAACAGCGAGCUCAAAUAUAAAGAAGGGUAUGAGAAGCAGAAGGGCCAUUAUCUGGCUGGGACACAAAUAAAUGAUUUCCCAAGUGUUGUCCAUUCUCUUGCUUUCCAAAAGAUAAGGAGUGCGCUGGCCUACAGGAAGAAUUAUGAGGACACCAAGGCACACAUUCAUAUCCCAAGCGACAUGAUAAACCACGUGUUGGCUAAGAAAUGCCAGUACAUCCUUAGUGACCUCGAAUACCGAACUUACCUCCAUCAGUGGAACUGUUCACCUGAGGAGCACGAUGUUAUUAUGGCUAAAAGAGCCCAGGAAAUUCUAAGCGACGUUGUGUACAAGGAUGACUUAACAUGGCUGAAGGGAAUUGGAUGCUAUGUGUGGGACACACCUCAAAUCCUGCACGCUAAGAAGUCUUAUGAUCUUCAGAGUCAAUUGCUCUACACAAAAGCAGGAAAAGACAAUUUACAGAACUACGGUGUGGUUAUGGACACUCCAGUUUAUAUAACUGCUAUCGAGAGUGGCAUCAACGCUAGCGAUGUGAAAUACAAAGAACAAUACCAUAAAAUGAAGGACCAAUAUACCACAGUUUUGGAAACAGUUGAUCAUGAUAGGAUUCAGAACCUCAAGCACCUUUUCAGUAGUAACCUGUACAAGGAUGCCUGGGAUAAAGUGAAGGCCACUGGUUUCACAUUGCCUCCUGAUGCUGUGCCAUUUGUCCGUGCCAAAGAACUGAAGCACAAUGCCAGUAUUGUAAAGUAUCGAGAGGAGUAUGAUCGGUUUAAAGCGCUUUACACUCUACCCAGAGGGGUUCAGGAUGAUCCCAACACUGCCAGAUGCCUAAGGGUUGGCAAGCUGAAUAUUGAUCGCUUAUAUAGAGAAGGCUAUGAAAAGAACAAGGCCAAAAUCCAUAUUGCACCAGACAUGGUGGACAUAGUCUCAGCUAAGAGCACUCAGAAGAAAGUCAGUGAAAUCGAUUAUCGCAUCCGUCUCCAUGAAUGGGCCAACAUCCCAGAUCUUCAUGCCAAUGCUCUUGCUCGGAAAGUCAAUGACCAGCUGAGUGAUAUUGUGUACAAAGAUGACCUCAACUGGCUCAAAGGCAUAGGUUGCUUUGUCUGGGACACCCCUGAAAUUCUCCAUGCCAAACAUGCCUAUGACCUUCGUAAUGACUUGAAAUACAAGUCAAAGGCCAAGAAAAUGGAAAGCAACUACACCGUGGUCACCGACACACCUCUCUAUGUUCAGAAUGUCCAGAGUGCCAUGAAUCUGAGUGAGGCCGUUUACCGCCAUGACUAUGUGCACAAUGUCAAAGGGAAAUACACUCCAACAGAUAAGACGGUGGAUUUGGAGCGGGCAACUCAUGCUUACAGGAUACAGAAUGAAGGUCUCUACCGAAAAGCUGGCUGGCAUGCACUUCCCACUGGAUACAAACUCCCACCAGAUACCCCUGGUUUCAAGCAUGCUAAACAUGCCCAAUACCUUGGCAGUUAUCUGAAAUACAAGGAAGUCUAUGAACACAUCAAGGAUAAAGGUUACAAUUUUGGACCCAAAGCUGUUCCGUUUGUAAACAUAAGGAAAGUCAACAAAAUUCUCAAUGAGAGGCUCUAUAGGGAAGUAUAUCACAAAAACAAGGAUAAGAUUCAUACCACGCCCGACACGCCUGAAAUUCGCCAAGUGAAAACGAACCAGGAAUCCAUCAGUGAUCUGAUCUACAAGACUGACUUCUUCAAGAUGCAGGGGCACAUGAUUUCCUUGCCAUAUACACCGGAGACGAUACAUAACCGUUACGUUGGAGAGAUUACAAGUGAUGUUAAAUAUAAAACUGAUCUGCAGUGGCUGAGAGGCCUGGGCUGCUUCCUCUAUGAUACCCCUGAUAUGGUCCGUGCUCGACAUUUGCGCAAGCUCUGGUCUAAUUACGUCUACACUGAAGCUGCAAAGAAGUCACAAGAUAAAUAUCGUGUGGUUCUGGACACUCCUGUCUACAGGACCGUUCAGGAGCUGAAGACCCAUUUGAGUGAUCUUGUGUACAGAGCUGCAGGCAAGGAGCAAAAGACCAAGUACACAUCUAUCCUCGAUACACCAGAUAUCAACAGGGCCAAAAGAGGGCAAAAACUACAGAGUAAGUACUUGUACGUCGAACUUGCAACCAAGGAAAGACCCCAUCACCAUGCUGGGGAUCAGACACCGGCCUUGAAACUUGCUAAGCAUGUGAAGGACUUGGUUAGUGAGAAUAAAUACAAAUCCCAAUAUGAGAAGCUGAAGCACAAGUAUGUAACUGUCGCUGACACACCAAUCCUGAUUAGAGCUAAGAAGGCCUACCUGAAUGCCAGUGAUCUGCGCUACAAAGAAACAUUUGAGAAAGCCAAGGGUAAAUACCACACAGUGAAAGAUGCCUUGGAUAUUGUGUAUCACCGCAAGGUCACUGAUGAUAUCAGCAAAGUGAAAUACAAAGAAAACUACAUGAGUCAAUUAGGAAUCUGGAGGUCUAUCCCAGAUCGACCAGACCAUUUCCACCACCGUGCCGUCACCGAUGCAGUCAGUGAUUUUAAAUAUAAGGAAGAUUUAACGUGGCUCAGAGGCAUUGGCUGUUAUGCAUGGGAUACUCCUGAUCUUCUUCUUGCAGAAAAGAAUAAGACGCUGUACAGUCCGUGUAAAUACAAGGAGUCAUUUGAGAAGAUAAAGUCCAAGUUCAAGUAUGUUGCUGACAGUCCAAUUAAUAGGCAUUUUAAGUAUGCUACUCAGCUGGUGAAUGAGAAAAAAUAUAAGGCUAGUGCCAAGUUGUUCCUGCAACAUGGAUGUAAUGAAAUUCUGCGACCAGAUAUGCUGACAGCAUUGUACAACACAAUUCAGGAGAGCCAGUACAAAUACAAACAGCUGUAUGAAAAGCAGAAGGACAAGUUUACAUCGAUUGUGGAUACUCCGGAACACCUGAGGACGACAAAAGUCAACAAGCAAAUCAGUGAUAUCCUCUACAAACUGGAAUAUAACAAGGCCAAGCCAAAGGGAUAUACCACAAUCCAUGAUACUCCCAUGUUACUCCACGUACGGAAGGUCAAGGACAGAAUAAGCGAUCUGAAAUACAAAGAAGUCUAUCAACAGAAUAAGUCUCACUGCAACGUUGUACCGGAUUCCGUUCAUAUCAAAGCUGCCAAGCAGGCCUACAAAGUAAACAGCAAUCUGGAUUACAAGAAGAAAUAUGAAGCUGCCAAGGCUCACUGGCACUGGACUGUGGACAGACCGGACUUCAUCCAAGCUGCCAAAUCAUCUUUGCAACAGAGUGAUUAUGAUUACAAAUAUGACCGAGAGUACUAUAGAGGAUGCAAGCUAUCCGUAACAGAUGACAAAAACACAGUGUUGGCUUUGCAGAAUGCAAUCUUGGCGAGUGAUUUAAAAUAUAAAGAGAAGCAUAACAAGGAAAGGGGAAUCAUCCACCCAGUUCCAGAUACUCCUCAGAUCCUUCUUGCAAAGACUGUUAGCGCUCUUGUGUCUGAGAACAAAUACAAAGAACAUGUUAAGAAGCACCUGCCACAUGGCUCCUUUACAAAAUUGCCAGAAACACGAGACACUGUUCAUGUCAAAAACGUAACCAAGAACGUCAGUGAGACAAAUUAUAAAAAGAAAUUCCACAAGGAGAAAGGCAAGUCAGACUAUUCAAUCAUGCUGGAGCCUCCUGAUGUGAAACACGCCAUGGAAGUUGCAAAGAAUCAGAGCACUAUCCAAUACAAAAAGGAUGCCAAAUCCAAGCUCCAUUACACUAGUGUGGCGGAUCGCCCUGAUAUUAAGAAAGCCACCCAAGUCUCCCAUUUAGUCAGUGAUAUUGAAUAUAAAGCCAAAGCUCGUGGAGAAGCUGGUUUGGGAGUCAGCAUGCUUGGACGUCCAGAUAUUGAACUUGCCAAGGAGGUGUCCAAACUUACAAGCCAGAUCAAAUACAAAGAGAAGUUUGACAAGGAGAAGGGCAAUAAGCCGCGAUACGACCUGAAGGAAGCCAAGAUCUACAAGACCUUAAAAGAUGCCCACCACAUCGCUAGCGAGAUUAAAUACAAGGCGGACCUGAAGAAACUUCACAAACCAGUGACAGACAUGUCUGAAUCCCUGUCGAUGCAUCAUGUCUUGAACACCAGCCAGCUCGCCAGUUCUUACCAGUACAAGAAGAAAUAUGAGAAGAGUAAAGGUCACUACCAUGUGGUUCCAGAUAACCUUGAACAGAUCCAUCUAAAGGAGGCCUCAGAACUUCAGAGCAUAGUGAAGUACAAGGAAAAAUAUGAAAAGGAAAGAGGGAAGCCCAUGCUGGACUUUGAAACACCAACAUACCUCACGGCUAAGGAGUCUCAGCACAUGCAAAGCGAGAAAGAAUAUAAAAAAGACUUUGAAGAGUCCAUGAAAGGCAGGAACCUUACUGGCCUGGAGGUCACGCCAUCUCUUUUGCAUGUCAGAUAUGCCACCAAAAUAGCAAGCGAGAAAGAAUACAGGAGAGAUUUGGAAGAAGGUGUUAAAGGUAAAGGCCUAACCAUUUUGGAAGAGACCCCAGACCUACUCAGAGCAAAGAAUGCAACCUAUAUCUUGAAUGAGAAAGAAUACAAGAAAGGUCUAGAGAUGGAAAUCAAAGGAAGAGGCUUGACAGGCCAUACCACAGAAACGCCUGAUUAUAUGAGGGCAAAGAAUGCUAUGGACAUCUCUAGCCAGAUCAAAUAUAAGCAGUCUGCAGAAAUGGAAAAAGCCCACUAUACCACGGUGGUUGACACUCCAGACAUCAUCCAUGCCCACCAUGUGAAGAACUUUUCAAGUCAGAAAAAAUAUAAGGAGGAUGCAGAGAGAACUAUGUCAUACUAUGUGUCUGUUCUAGACACACCAGAAAUGCAGAGAGUCCGGGAGAACCAAAAGAAUUUCAGCAUGCUCAGGUACCAGCAUGAUCUACAGGACAGCAAAGGAAAAGUCACAGUUGUACAUGAAACACCAGAGAUAUUAAGAGUUAAAGAAAACCAGAAGAACUUCAGCACGAUUUUAUAUAAAGAAGAUAUUGGAACAGGAACAGCUAUUGAAAAGACGCCCGAGAUGCAGAGAAUUAAACAAACCCAGGAUGCAAUAAGCACGAUUAAGUACAAGGAUCACAUUGGAAAAGGAACUCCCAUUUCUGAUCUUCCCGAAGUGAAACGUGUCAAGGAGGCACAGAAGCACAUCAGCUCGGUUUUGUACAAGGAGAAUGCAGGGCAAGGAACCCCGAUCCCACUUACUCCAGAGAUAGAGAGAGUCAAACGCAAUCAAGAACACAUUAGCUCGGUGUCCUACAAAGAAAACUUGGGGGCAGGAACGGCAACUCCUGUUACCCCAGAAAUGGAGAGAGUCAAGCGUAAUCAGGAGAACAUUAGCUCGGUGUUGUACAAAGAGCAUUUAGGGACUGGAACCCCAACACCUAUUACUCCAGAGAUGGAGAGAGUCAAACGCAAUCAAGAAAACUUUAGCUUGGUGUUGUACAAAGAGAAUUUAGGGGCUGGAACUCCAACACCUAUUACUCCAGAGAUGGAAAGAAUCAAGCGCAAUCAAGAAAACUUUAGCUCGGUGCUAUACAAAGAAAGCCUAGGGGCAGGAAUCUCAACUCCUGUCACGCCAGAGAUUGAGAGAGUCAAACACAACCAAGAAAUCAUUAGCUCGGUGUUGUACAAAGAAAACGUAGGGAAAGCAACUCCGACCCCUGUCACUCCUGAGAUGGAGAGAGUCAAACGCAAUCAAGAACACAUUAGCUCGGUUUUGUACAAAGAGGAACUGGGGAAAGGUACCCCGACGCCUGUCACUCCUGAGAUGGAGAGAGUCAAGCGCAAUCAACAACACAUUAGCUCGGUUUUGUACAAAGAGGGAUUGGGGAAAGGGACUCAGACACCUGUCACUCCUGAGAUGGAAAGAGCCAAGCGCAAUCAAGAGUUCAUUAGCUCGGUUUUGUAUAAAGAAAAUUUGGGGCAAGCAACCCCAGCACCUAUCACUCCAGAGAUGGAAAGAGUCAAACGCAAUCAAGAAAACGUUAGCUUGGUGUUGUACAAAGAAAGCAUGGGAAAAGGAACCCCGACAUCUAUCACUCCAGAGAUGGAGAGAGCUAAACGCAAUCAAGAAAACAUUAGCUCGGUCCUCUACUCUGAUAGUUUCCGGAAACAAGUACAAGGUAAAGCAGCCUUUGUCCUGGAUACCCCUGAAAUGAGACGUGUUCGGGAGACGCAGCGACACAUUUCCACCGUGAAAUACCAUGAAGACUUUGAAAAGAGCAAAGGCAGCUUCACACCUGUAGUUACUGACCCCAUAACAGAACGUGUCAAGAAGAACAUGCAGGAUUUCAGUGAUAUUAACUACAGGGGCAUUCAGAGACGAGUUGUGGAAAUGGAGCGAAAACGGAUAGAUCAAGAUCAAGAAAUGAAUACAGAUCUUCGUGUGUGGCGUACUAAUCCUGGAUCAGUCUUUGACUAUGACCCAGCAGAAGACAACAUUCAAUCUAGAAGCUUACACUUGAUUACUGUUCAAGCCCAGCGACGUAGCCGAGAGCAAUCCCGCUCUGCCAGUGCACUGAGCCUCAGUGCUGGAGAUGAAAAAUCUGAGCAUUCAGAGGCUGCCGAUCAGCACAUGUCCUAUUACAGCAAUGGAGGCUUCUUUACCACAACUACAUCAGUGGACUACAAACACGCUAAAACUGUAGAGCUGCCACAACAACGGUCAUCUUCUGUUGCUACCCAGCAGACAACAGUCUCUUCCAUCCCCUCUCAUCCAUCUACUGCAGGGAAGACGUAUCGCGCCAUGUAUGACUAUACUGCAGCAGAUGCUGAUGAAGUCUCCUUCAAAGAUGGUGAUGCAAUCGUCAAUGUCCAGGCCAUUGAUGAAGGCUGGAUGUAUGGGACUGUGCAAAGAACAGGCAAAACAGGCAUGCUUCCAGCUAACUAUGUAGAAGCUGUUUAAGCCAAAAUGGAGGCGAUAUUCCAUGAGACAUUUUGACAAGGUAAAUAAAAAGGCACCUCACAAAAUGGCUGCCUGCUAUAAUUCUUAAACACUUUCUCAGGUGCCUUAAUAUUUUCCCGUUGAUAUAUGAUAUAUGCAUUGCCUUUUACACAACAAACAUUCUCUCAUUCUAGUCAUCACAGAACCAGUGGGAAAUACCAACAUGGCAGCCUCCAUUCACUACCUUGAUUAAAUGGACUUGUGUAUUCAAACAUUAUCUAAAAGAGAAUUGUUUGGCUCUCAGUUCCACUGUAUUGUCAACCUCUUUGUUUGGAAUCAAGCUCAUAGUCCAAACUAAUCUUAUUUUUUAAUGAAACAUCUAAUCUGUGUUGGUUUUAAUGCUUUUCUUAUCAAGAGAUGUUGUGUUCUCCUGUGAUAUUAUAAAAAUAGCCAAAUGUAUUUAUUUCUGUUUCAAGUAAGCAAUUAUGUAAAGCUAACAUCUCAAACCAGCCAAACUAUAUGUAGGAAAGCCCCUCCUCUUGUCUGCUUACGGAACGCUGGUGCAUGCCUUAUUCAUCUGAGUGUUCUUUGGUCCUGGUACUGUGAUUCCCUCUUCAAGUGGUGACUAAUAAAUUUCACAGCUCUGCAAAUUUA